AUGGCCCGAGGGAAGCUCGCGGGACGGGGAACAGCAAGUGUCGGGAAUACAGACGGCUGUUACAGAAUACAUGUAACUGUUUUAAAAGAAUACUGGUGUGACAUUUCAAGAAGCAGUCUAUCAGAUUUAUCAGACGUGUAUGAACAAAUAUUACAUGUUGGACAAGAUGGCUUUCUUAUGUGCCAUCUGAACUUCCCGAAGAGUUGUGUUUUGGAUUCAGUAAAGUGGUAUAAGGACUGUAAAGAGAUUGAAGGGGAGCGGUUUACUUCUCGGGAAAAAAAGCUUUUGGUGCAGAAUGCGUCAGCCGAGGACGGAGGGAACUAUGCAUGUCGAGCCAGACUGACGCACAUGGGGAAACAGUACGUGGUUUUAAACGGCAUCACUGUGAACAUCACAAAAAGAUCUGGAGAUGGAAGGAGAAUCCCUACAAUCACUUAUCCAAAAGACAAAUCAACUGAAGUACCACUUGGCUCCACCCUUGUCAUGGACUGCAACAUAACGGACAGGGACAACACAAAUCGACAGUGCUGGACAGUCAAUGACACUUUGGCAGAUACUUACUACAAUGAAUCCAAACGAAUCAGAGAGGGAUUGGAAAGCUGUGCUGCUUUUCAGGAACACACUUCAUGCACAGUAAACAUAACCUUCUUAGAAGUAAGAAUGGAGGAUUACGGCCUUCCUUUCACGUGCCGUGCUGGAGUGUCUGCAGCAUACAUCAUGUUAGAACUCCCAGCUCCAUAUUUUCGAGCUUACUUGGUAGGAGGGCUUGGUGCCUUGGCACUUGUGGCUGUGUCUGCUGUGUGCGUCUACAACAUUUUCAAGAUCGACAUUGUUCUUUGGUACCGCAGUGCCUUCCGUUCUACUGGGACCAUAGAAGACGGGAAGCUGUAUGAUGCAUACAUCUUUUACCCAAAGCCUCAAAGUGAAAGGAGUCACGAUGUGGACACGCUGGUGUUGAAGAUCCUGCCCGAGGUGCUGGAGCAGCAGUGCAGAUAUAAGUUAUUCAUAUUUGGCAGGGAUGAGUUCCCCGGACAAGUUGUGCAGGCUGUGACCAGAGCCUGCAGGCUCCCUUCUCCACGCAGCUCAUUCCUGCACCACCGUGACUGGCAUUCGCGGGGGCAGUCGUCUGUGGCCAAUGUCAUCGAUGAAAACACUAAGCUGUGCAGGAGGCUGAUGGUCAUCAUAGACCCCGCAUGGGGGGUGAGCUUUGGCCUAUUGAAGAACAUGCCAGAAGAACAAAUCGCAGUCUACAAUGCCCUCAUCCAGGACGGGAUGAAAGCCAUUCUGAUUGAACUGGGGAAAACUGAAGACUAUAUGACCAUGCCAGAGUCAAUCCAGUACAUCAGACAGAAGCACGGGGCCAUCCAGCGGAGUGGGGACUUCACAGAGCAGUCACAGUGCAUAAAGACCAGGUUUUGGAAAAAAGUGAGAUACCACAUGCCACCCCAAAGGUAUCCACCCUCUGCAGUCCAGCUGCAGAAGCGCGCACCCUCCAACUGCACAGCAGGCAGGCGGGAGGCUGGCUAG
Messenger RNA from Cynocephalus volans (Philippine flying lemur), 1527 nucleotides. It is a transcript of the gene IL36R, whose product is annotated as interleukin 1 receptor like 2. Gene Ontology annotation, biological process: signal transduction; regulation of inflammatory response. Gene Ontology annotation, molecular function: interleukin-1 receptor activity. Lineage: Eukaryota; Metazoa; Chordata; Mammalia; Dermoptera; Cynocephalidae. The record is from RefSeq and is a predicted model, not a curated record.